AUGGAUGGAAAACUACCAUCCGUACCUUCUGCACCCCCAGAACCCCAAUCCAUCUUGCGCAAAUAUCCACGGUUCUUCUUCUGGAUACAAACCUUUGAUAACUUAUUACUUCUAAUAAUAAUCGGACUCUACUGGUACUGGCACUGGAAUCGCAAUCCCUUUGAAAGAGAAGCCCCGCGCCCAACUGUGACAACAAUCUUACCAGAAGAACAACCCGAAGAACGGGACACGGCGGCCGAGUUUCAGGUUUCUUGCAUCCCAUAUAACGAGACUACGAUCGUCAAUAUCAUCAGUGAUAUCUAUCGCACCUAUUUACAGCUAAAUUAUCUUUCAGAUUGGGAGGUCUCCUGGGCCCCAGAGGGAGGCCAUCCCAUCAAUGAGGCUCUCUGCGAAGAGCUUCACAUAGACCCAGUUGUGAUCUCGCUGAUGAAACGACUACCAUAUGUGCGAUUCUCAGGAAUAUCAAACGAUAUAGAAUUCAUAUACCCAUAUUCCAGAGCAUACGUGUAUCUUGAGGAUUAUGAGAUUCGAGUCGGUCGCGAUCCGGAUUUCGUUGGCUUUGAUGAGCCGCGGACAGAUGUUCUUCUUCCCCAGGAGAUUGCUUUGACUUGUUCGAUGGAUGAGGGUAUCCAGAAUCAAAAGAAAGUGAGUUAG
Messenger RNA from Penicillium malachiteum, 654 nucleotides. RefSeq lists its product as uncharacterized. NCBI's taxonomy places the organism in Eukaryota, Fungi, Ascomycota, Eurotiomycetes, Eurotiales, Aspergillaceae. The record is from RefSeq and is a predicted model, not a curated record. Bases 1 to 654 code for a protein of 217 amino acids. The transcript has a single exon.